Scleropages formosus (Asian bonytongue) is the source of this 1516-nucleotide messenger RNA. It is a transcript of the gene tsen34, whose product is annotated as TSEN34 tRNA splicing endonuclease subunit. Gene Ontology annotation, biological process: tRNA-type intron splice site recognition and cleavage; tRNA splicing, via endonucleolytic cleavage and ligation. The transcript has 4 exons. Gene Ontology annotation, cellular component: tRNA-intron endonuclease complex. Bases 594 to 1424 code for a protein of 276 amino acids. Lineage: Eukaryota; Metazoa; Chordata; Actinopteri; Osteoglossiformes; Osteoglossidae. The record is from RefSeq and is a predicted model, not a curated record. Gene Ontology annotation, molecular function: nucleic acid binding; tRNA-intron lyase activity.
GGCGUGGCAAGCGCUCAGCGGCCGAAGCAAAAUGAGUAACAUUUUUUCUCUUUUUAUUUCUUUAAACUUUCUUGACAGAAAACAGCGAUGUCAGGGCGAAUAUAACACAGAUGACGAUUAAUACAUUAAAUAUAAAAGCAUAGGUACACGUAAAAAGAUUUAUUCAUCACAAACGGGGUAGGACGUUAACAGAAGCCCGGUUCCCACUAUUCACAUACAAAGCGCUGAGAAUUGGGCGGGGCUUAGAGGGGGGCUGGGCGGGGCUUAUGGCGCUUCUAUGUUCCUGACGGCCGCCUGUGAGUGACGUCCUGUUUGCGGAAGUGGUGUCGCGCGGCUUCAGUGAACGCGUGGUCUCUCUUCUCGUCACUUCUUUUGCGUAUUUUCUCAAGUUUUUCCGCUGGUGUUCGAAUGUAAAACAGGAUAGACUACGCGUGUGACUACACUGAGCAGCGGACCUGAAUGACACCGCUGGCUGGGAAGCUGCUUCAAGAUUAACAGAAUUAAGGUUUAAACAGGCGGACUGGCGGAGGUCCGGUGGGGGGGACGGGCGCGGCGCGGCGCGUACUGGACGCAGAGUUAUUAAAACAGCUGCCAUGGACACGGACUGCGUGAUGCACGCGUGCGGCUCGAGCGCCCUGCUGUGGCGCGCGGCAGAGGCGCGUGCGGCGCGGCGGGCCGGCAUCGUGGGCACCCUGGUGGGGGCGCUGGCGCGACAGCCUCGCCAGAACGCGCGCCUGGGGAGACCCGUGGAGCUGCUGAAGGAGGAGGCGCGGCUGCUGGGAGAGGAGGAGGGCUGGGCGCUGAGCCACGCGCCGGAGCGCUCCGAGCGCAGCCCGGUGCCCCUCCCAGGGCUCGCAGAGCAGCACCGAGAGCGCAUGGAGCACAGCUACGCCGAGCAGAGCCUGUUGGCCCUGCAGGAGAGGAAAGCGGUCCUGCAGAGGGUGUUGGCGGAGAAACAAGGUGCUGAUGAUGACGACAAUCGGGCCGUGCGGGAUCGUCUCGGCAACCUCGACGACACCUUCUCCUUCCCUCGCUCGGCAAUGGCCGUCCAGCUGAGCACAGCCAGGGCGGGUUUGGGUCACGACCCGGAGGAGCGCCGCUUUCUGGUGUCCGAGUUGCUGCGAACACGGGACGAACAAUUCGAAAUCCGCUUCCGUGUCUUCCGGGACCUCAGAAAUAAGGGGUUUUAUCUCACCUCAGGUGGGAAGUUUGGUGGCGACUACCUUGUGUACCCAGGUGACCCCCUGCGUUUCCACGCCCACUUCAUAGCCUUGUGCGUUGCCCUGGAAACAGCGCUGCCCCUAUGUGACGUGCUGGCCCUAUCCCGGCUGGGCGUGAACGUGAAGAAGACUGUCCUGCUUUGUUCCCCCAGCAGCGAGGGUACCGUGGCAUACACAUCCUUGCAGUGGAGCGGCAUGGCGUAGAGUCGAGUGCAGGACCUGGGCCACGUGUUCUUCGCCCAUUCGUUUAAUAAAAUGUUCUGCUGACUUUAUUGUAAUAUUCAUUUAAAAUGACC